This is a messenger RNA of Penicillium waksmanii, 690 nucleotides long. Its product is annotated as FG-GAP repeat domain-containing protein. The transcript is spliced from 2 exons. NCBI's taxonomy places the organism in Eukaryota, Fungi, Ascomycota, Eurotiomycetes, Eurotiales, Aspergillaceae. Bases 1 to 690 code for a protein of 229 amino acids. The record is from RefSeq and is a predicted model, not a curated record.
AUGGAGCCUGCACCAACCUCCAGAACAGUCCCAAUAACUGUGUGCGCUGCUGAAUUCACUUGCUCAGCGGGCGCCUGCAUAUGCACGACCUUCGAAGGUUUCCAGCCGCAGGCAACAUUCCCCGUGGGGUCCCGUCCAAGGAGUGUCGCAGUGGGCGACUUCAACGAAGACGGCAAUCUCGAUAUCGUGGUUGCCAAUGCCGACAGCGAUUCAGUGAGUGUCUUGCUUGGAGAUGGAUUGGGGAGCUUCCAGCCGCAGGCCACAUUCGGCGUGGGGUCCUCUCCGUUCAGUGUCGCAGUGGGCGACUUCAACGAAGAUGGCAAUCUCGAUAUCGUGACUUCCAAUAUCGGCGACAGUUCAGUAAGCGUCUUGCUUGGAGAUGGAUUGGGGAGCUUCCAGCCGCAGGCAAUAUUCCCCGCGGGAAACGGUCCGCAGGGUGUUGCAGUGGGCGACUUCAACCAAGAUGGCAAUCUCGAUAUCGUGACUGCCAAUCCCGGCGACAACACAGUGAGUGUCUUGCUUGGAGAUGGAUUGGGCAGCUUCCAGCCGCAGGCAACAUUUCCUGUGGGCAACAGACCGCAUAGUGUCGCAGUGGGCGACUUCAACGAAGAUGGCAAUCUCGAUAUCGUGACUGCCAAUGUCAAUAGCAAUUCAGUAAGUGUCUUGCUUGGGAAGCCUUGCGAUGCUUAA